Saccostrea cuccullata (small rock oyster) is the source of this 1262-nucleotide messenger RNA. Its product is annotated as BTB and MATH domain-containing protein 36-like. The transcript is spliced from 2 exons. Gene Ontology annotation, molecular function: protein binding. The record is from RefSeq and is a predicted model, not a curated record. Lineage: Eukaryota; Metazoa; Mollusca; Bivalvia; Ostreida; Ostreidae. Bases 14 to 712 code for a protein of 232 amino acids.
ACAAGCAGAUGAAAUGGCGGACAAGGCAGAAGAAAUCAAAUGUUCCUCUGAACUUCAGUACUUUCGAGAGGAUUCUGGAGUUACAGACGUAAUUCUCAUGGUAGAAGACAAAGAGAUCCAUGUGACAAAAGUAAUUCUCAUGCGUUCUUCUCCAGUUUUCCGGGCCAUGUUUACUGAUGAUUUCAAAGAGAAAAGCGAAAGCAGAAUUACCUUUCCAGGAAAAUCAUAUGAAGAUUUUGUACUGUUUCUACGAAGUUUUUAUCCAGGGGAACAUUUGGAGCUUAACGUUUCUGUAAUAGAGAGAAUCUUACCUCUGGCAAGAGAGUAUGGCAUGGACGCCUUGAUGAAAAAUUUCCAUGAGAGGCUUUUGGUAGAUGCAGAAUCUCAAACUAAAGACGUUUUCUUCCAUUUAAAAUGUUUUUAUAUCGCUGCAGUUUACCAUUUUGAUGAGCUUUACAAUAGAAUGCUGGAGAAUCUGAAGUCCGUUGCUGUAAAUACCUAUAAGAACCGAGAAAGUUUCAAAAUGCUUCCGCCAGAGGACAAGGCCCAGUUAUACGAAAAACGCUGUGAAUUUGUUGAAAAACAUAAUUCGAAUCUCCUGAACAAAAUGUCAAGAAUUAAAGAGAACUUGGACUCAUUUGAAAUCUGGUGUGAAAAAUGUGGCAAAUGCAUGUACAUUUCCAGAAAAGACAAAAUAUGGAUUUGGGGAUGAAAGAUGAGCAUUUUGAAAUAUACGAGUACUAAUGCUUUCGUAUUAUUUCCUUCUUAACCUAAUAUAAAUAAAACAUUGUGUUUUUAUCUGCAUUUCUAGCAAACAAAUUUGAAGAUACGGAUUAAGGUCACGUGAUGGCAUAAGGACCUGUGUAAAUGUAUCUCCAAGAUAAAUGUUGAACACACACUUAUCCUACCUUCCUUCUAACUUCUUCGCAUGCCCAUACUGUGCUUUGGGUUCUUUCUGAUUUGUUUAUGUAUUCCCAAUUCUUUCCGCCCACUUUAUCAUUGCACUAUAGUCCCUCUUUCCUCUUUGGUAUCUUUGCAACCCCUCCUUCUUUCUUCUCUCUUCCAUUCCCAUACCCUUCCUUUCUUAUUUCUCUAUACCCUCUUCCUUCUUCUUCUUUUUAAAAUAUUAUUGUAUAUUUGUUGCUUGUACAUCAUGUGUAUACAAUUUUGUUACUUUGUUUGUGUUGGAGAGAACAAUCUACGUUGGCAUAACUUGUGUCCAAUUCCUUUGAUUGUGAUCAAUAAAAUAUGUUUAAAUCAAA